UCCGACCUGAAAGAAAGAAAUCCGGACUCAGAAUGCGUCUUCCAGCAACCGCUCCGCCGAAGUAUUACAGCGUCCAAUGAGCAUCUGCUAGAGAUGACGCGGUGCACCAAUGAUGUGAAGGGGCAGAAUGAAAUGUCUCCGGGUAAAUUCUGUUGUCAGGAACCCCAAACCCGCCCCUAUGACAGUAAGCGCGAUCACAUGACCAUAUCCAACGCGCAUGGCUCUGCGUCCUUCUCCUCCCCUGACUCUUCUGUUAUUGCCCCUGUUACUUUGAUAUCCGUCGGUCCGGUGACAGAAGCGACCUGGAAUCAUGUGAUCUCCCCUGGUGUAAAUACUGAUCACGUGACUUCUCUGAGAGGUAAUACCGAUCAAGGAAGCGGAGACUACAUAUAUCGUCACCAAUAUCACGCCCUCCUGCACGUGACUGCUAAACCCCGCCCUCUGGGCAGUCAGCUGAUUUCGGGAUCACAUGACCGGAAGAAGCAGUUGUCCGAAUGCGGCCUCCUGUCCUUACAGAUUCCGGGUUUCGUCAUUGAGAUGUCCUGUGAGAGAAUCCCGAGUCCAGACAGCAGGGAGGUGAAGGAGAAAAUAACGAAGAAAUUGGCGUCUUCGCUGCGCGCUCUGCAGAUCCGCUACGUGACGACGGAUGAUGUCAUCACCAGCGAUGAUGAUGACGCCAAUGGCUUGUGUGUGGCCCUGGAGGCCGUGUUCGUUCAUGGACUAAAGGCAAAGUUUAUUAAAGUGCAGACAGAGAGGAGGAGGAAUAAGGGGCGCCACGUGCCCAUCCCCCAACCCGCCUUCUGGGCGCUUCUCAAAGCCGUCACACAUCGGAAUGUGAUCGCACAGCUGGAGAACAUCACGUAUAUCAGCACGGACGUGGGCCGGUGUCGCGCGUGGCUGCGCCUGGCUCUGAACGAAUGUCUGAUGGAAUGUUAUUUCCUGACCUUGCAGCGGGAGAAGUCUCGUCUGGGGGACUAUUAUCAGCCGUUCUCCCUCAUGCUGGACUCCGAGGACUGCCACGUGGUGCUGAGCUAUUUGCAGGGAUUGUCCUCCUUGUCCUUCAAUUUGUCCUUCAAGUCUUCAAUAUUAAAUGAAUGGACGUUGUCACCUCUGUCAUUAGCCGGCCUGUGGCUGGAGGACACGGAACCCCUCGUUCCCUACGAACCUCACCGGAGGAAGUCCCUGGACUCCGUGUCUCAGUCCUCCAGCUCGGAUGAUGCUAACCACUCCAUGAUUGGUGGAAGUCAGAGCAAGGCGGAGUCCUCGGCUCUCAGUCUGGAUACUGGUAGCUCCUCCUCCAGCCUGGGCUCCGAUGAGCAGAGCAGGGGCCACACAGCCCCCAUCCUGGCCCCGAGCUCCACCUUCUCUUCAAUGGCUACAGAUGAAGCCGACACUGAGGAGCUCAGCAAAUCUCCAGCAGAGAAAAUCUCAGAGCGUAUGAUCCGCUUUAUCGAGUGUCCCUCCAAUGGUGUCCCCCCUUCCAAUGGUGUCCCCCCUUCCAAUGAUGUCCCCCCUUCCAAUGGUGUCCCCCCUUCCAAUGAGUCUUUGGCCAGUGAUGGCUCAGAGCCGGUGCAUGAAGGCGGCAGUGUGACUGACACCAAGGACUCCAGUGAAGUGGCGUAUGAUCCGGGGGCAGACACGCAGACACUCUCACAGAGCAAAUCUCAGAGUGACGUGACGGCUCUGCCAGCACCCCCUGCGGAGCUUCCAAAAAGCAGAAGUUGGAUUUCAGAAGAAGAUUUCACACAAGUAGAGCCCAAUAUUCCUGCGGAGGAGCCCCGCCCCCCUGGGCGUGUCCUGCCUUCCCACCCCUCAGAUCCCGCCCCCCCUCUGUCUGAUGGGCAGAACCAGCCUGGCAAAACCUUCCACGUUGUCCACCGGAGGCAGAUAGGACUUUCCAACCCUUUCCGGGGUCUCUUGAUGAUGGGAUCUUUGGAGCGGAAGACCACUUUAGGAUUGUACAAGCCGUAUUACUGUGAGCUGACGCCGUACGAGUUCCGCCUGCAGCCGGAGGGCGACCAGCAAAGCUGCGCUGAGACUUGCUCUUUGCUGCGCUGUGAGUCGGCGGGUCCGGCGCAUACCGACGGGCGCUUUGAUCUUCAGUUUCACCACAAACGUUUGUACCUGAGGGCGGCUUCUAGAGACGAGGCCCAGGACUGGGUGGACCGGAUAACUGAAGCCAUCCAGAAGUUCAGACCCAGUAAAGAUGACGCCUGGGAGAUUCUACAUGUUGCCAACUCUCCCCACAGCCCCCCGGACCUAAAGACCAACUCUCCCCACAGCCCCCCGGACCUAAAGAUCAUCUCUCCAAUGACCAAUGAGAGUUCCUCGGCACCCUUGGCAUUUGAUUGGGGAUGUCCGCUGGAGGUGGAGCCAGAUGCAUUGAAGGAGUCCGUCCUCUACAUGAGGAUACACAAGAAGUGGACUCGAUUUGUCUUCUCGUUGUCGGAUCGAGCUUUGAAAUGUUUUAUUCCCCGGCGCGCCGAGAAAUCCCUUUAUGGUGUUUACGGCAUUGAAACGGUGAAAGACAUUCUGCCGGACUCCAGCCUCGGCAGCCCCUCCUGCUUCCGCCUGGUGACCACCAAAGGUUCCCUCCAGCUACAAGCUGAGAGUGCACAGGAAGCCAAGGCCUGGCGGGAGCUGGUCCGUGCCGCGUACCUGGGAUCGGAGGACGACCCUUCUUUCCUUCCAAGUGUUGGAAAUUUUCAAAUAAAAUCUCACAUCAAGGAACAUCUCCUCUUCCAGUAUCUCCUCCAUAUUCCCACCGAGAGAGGGCUGGACAUGCAGAACUUCAAGUGUGCAGGUUGCCACAAGCAGAUUGGGUUGCAGUUUGGAACGGCCAAGAUGUGUGCUUACUCUUGCAUGUACUAUUGUGACUUGUGCCAUCAGGAUGAGAGGUCGGUCAUCCCCUCUAGAAUUGUCCAUAAUUGGGAUAUGUCCGAGCGAGCGGUGUCCCGGCCGGCCAUAAACUUCCUGAAGUUGGUGCAGAAUGAGCCGCUCUUUAACGUGAAGUAUUUGAAUGAGCGCCUGUACCAGCACACGGAGACCAUGCGUCAGAUGCAGCGCAACCGCGAGAAGCUGCGUCUCCUCGGAGAAUAUCUGAUGACGUGUCGCAGUGGAGCUCUGCAGGAACUGAGCGCAAGUUUGGAUCAGCGCAAUUACCUUCUGGACUGCGCUCACACAUACAGCGUGCGGGACCUCAAACAGAUCACUGACGGGGAGUUUGAUCCCGUCCUCCGGUGUGCGGUGGAGUUUGCCGGCCGGCACGUCUAUCGGUGUGAUAUCUGCAGUCAGAGAGGAUUCAUCUGCCAGAUCUGUAACCACAAUGAGAUCAUCUACCCCUUCCAGCUCGAUACAACCAGCAGAUGUGCGGAAUGUAAAGCGGUCUUCCAUGUUCCAUGCCGGGCUGAGCAGACCCAGUGCCCGCGCUGCCUGCGGAGGAGGAGGAGGCGGUACCAGGACCCGGCACUCUAUUCUUCUCCAUAG
Molecule: messenger RNA, 3486 nt
Organism: Nanorana parkeri
Lineage: Eukaryota; Metazoa; Chordata; Amphibia; Anura; Dicroglossidae
Gene: PLEKHM1
Product: pleckstrin homology and RUN domain containing M1
Exons: 14
Source: RefSeq, a predicted model, not a curated record